Molecule: messenger RNA, 1725 nt
Organism: Didymella exigua CBS 183.55
Lineage: Eukaryota; Fungi; Ascomycota; Dothideomycetes; Pleosporales; Didymellaceae
Product: IFRD domain-containing protein
Exons: 3
Coding region: 124-1464 (446 amino acids)
Source: RefSeq, a predicted model, not a curated record
ACCUUACCUCGUGGCCCCGCAUUCGAGCCGCCCAACCGCGAACGCAUUUAGAGUGCUGUUGACAGCACCUAUCCUCAAAAGCCCAGCGAAGUCCGCUUCCGCAGCGGAAUACUUUCUGCCACUAUGCGCGACCUUCGCAAACAGGCUCUCGAGAGCCACAAGACCAUGUCGCGCAAAGCGCGAUCCAAGGUCGCCUCUGGCGCCUCCUCGAUCGCCGGCUCACGCACUGCUAGCCGCAACGUCAGCCGAGCUCCCUCAGACGACGGCGAUGAUAACGGCUAUCUUAGCGACGACACCGCCUGGAGCACCAAUUCGAUCGACGAGAUCCUCAAUGGCGAAGAUGUGCACAUAUCUGAGGCGCAGUGGAAGUCUGAGCUCAGCGUGCGCAUCGAGCAGAUUACCAAUCUGAAGCGUAGCACGACUGAGGGCCGCACCGAAAGCUUUGCGGCCUAUGCACACAUCCUCAUGGCACGCUAUGCCAACGAAGAGAUCGAGCCUCACAUCAGAGAGCUCUUGCAGUCUAUGCUACGCAGCGUUAGACAGGAGACCACAGAGCGUGAAGCUCUAAAAGCACUGAAAGCACUCGCUGCAACAAUAGUCACUGUCGACACCGGUGAAAUCUAUGAUGAUGUUUCGACUGAGCUUAAACGAGCAAUACAGUCCGAGUCUGUCGAUGUACAGGUCCACGCGAUACACUGCCUUGGUCUGGCUACAUUCUUUGGCGGAGCCGGCGAGGACGAGAUCAAGGACAACAUGACGUUCUUCCUGGAAAUCGUAGAAUCAGAUGGCGCCUCCGUAGAUGCUCAGGACAACGGCAAUAUCGUCACCGCUGCGCUCGAGAACUGGGGGUUGCUCGCAACAGACAUCGAUGACCUCGAGGAAGAAACGGAGGCUGCUGUUGAGGCCUUUGUGGAUCAGCUUGAGAGCUCUGAUGCCAAUGUGCAGAUUGCGGCCGGUGAGAACAUUGCCCUUCUGUACGAGAAGUCAUACACAGAGCAAGAAGCGGACGAGGAGAUCGAGAAAGAGCCAGAGGACGAAGAUGACCCAGAAUAUACUAAGGACGGCGAGAAGCUAGUCAGGCGCUAUCAGGUUUACCGCAAUCAACCAAAGCUACUGCAGACACUCGACGAGCUGGCGAAGGUGUCAUCCAGAAGGAUCUCAAAGAAAGACCGUAAGACAUUACACUCUGGUUUCACGGAGAUCCGCAAUUCGGUCGAGAAGCCAUCUCGUGGACCUGGGUACUCAACAGCGAUCGACCAAGAAAGCGGACGAGCAUACGGUGCCGGCCGCAUGAAGGUCAGGAUCAAUCGCAACCUGGAAGUUAGGAUCGACAAGUGGUGGAAGCUUUUGAGACUGAACGCGCUGCGACGGACGCUUCAGGGUGGCUUCGCGUACCACUAUGAGCAGAACGAGAUCGUCUCAUCAGCCUUGCCGUUCUCCGUGGGCCGUGGCAAGAGCUGGUGAGCGAUAGGUCAUGUUGUAGAGCCCUUGCGUUUGGCUUGUGUGUGGCACAUAUACCUGGUUUGCAUUGGCGUUUGGACUACCCAUCAAUGACUUUUGCUUUCAAGACGGCAUUUCGAUAAAAGCAGAGCAGCAUUUCCUACGAUAAGAGUAUUAUGAAAAUGGGAUCGGCAGCCUUGUUGCGCACGGUCAUUUCGACGAUGCCCCGCGUUGCCCCUCACCAGUGAAUGUUGGUGUUUACAAAUACAUUGAGCUGGUUCUGGC